Molecule: messenger RNA, 1650 nt
Organism: Xylona heveae TC161
Lineage: Eukaryota; Fungi; Ascomycota; Xylonomycetes; Xylonales; Xylonaceae
Product: Paf1-domain-containing protein
Exons: 2
Coding region: 51-1445 (464 amino acids)
Biological process (GO): transcription elongation by RNA polymerase II
Cellular component (GO): Cdc73/Paf1 complex
Molecular function (GO): chromatin binding; RNA polymerase II complex binding
Source: RefSeq, a predicted model, not a curated record
GUCUCGAAAUUUGGCUGCGGAUUGCACGUCUGACAGCAAGCAAUCCCACAAUGGCAUCUUCAGCAUCUCGGCCGCCGAAGGCCUAUCAUCAAGAUUACAUUGCGCGCAUACGCUAUUCAAACACGCUUCCUCCGCCUCCCAAUCCCCCAAAGCUUUUGGAACUACCGAAUACCGGGCUUGCCAAUGGCCAUUACACUGCCGCUGGCUUUGCAACGCGUCUAUCGCGAGAGCAGCCGCUCAACAUUGAGGCAGAUGCCGAACUUGGUAUGCCGAUAGAUCUCGUGGGCAUGCCUGGAGUCUUUGACGGUGACGAGAGUGCUAUUCAACCAUCUUCCCAUCCACCUCCACUGCAUCCUCAUGACCGAGCCCUUCUACGACCCCUUGCGACAUUGGGCAAGCCCACGUCUUUGACCUCCGGGGUCAGUUUCCUCCGUCGAACCGAAUACAUCUCUUCAGAAACAGGCCGCAACCGGAUUGAAUCGACGACUUCCAAGGGUCUCGUCAGGUCGACGAAUAAUGCAAAGAAGCGACGACGGUCAGAUAUUUCCAAGGACGAUCCUAUCUAUAUCCUGAGGUCAGUCGUCAAGGGCUUCGAUAUCGCCUAUCCCAGAGACGCAUACACUGGUCCGGAUACUCAGAACGACAUUCGCGGUGCUGCACCUACAGCUGCUGAGCUUGACGCUUGGAAUAACCCCCAACAUCCAAGUCGCUCCGGAGUCAAGCUUGUCGAUAGCUACCCGUUGCUACCCGACCUUGAGGCUUUCCCGGAUUCUGGUGGUUAUGUCGUCAUCAAGUUCGCCACAAACCCUGUUGCGGUGUCAGACACCUACGACAAUCGAUUGAGCGUUGGUUUGCUACGACCGCUUGAGCUUCGACCUGAAUUGGCAGCGGCCAACGAGGCACAACGUGCAGCUCACGAGGCAGACCCUUCUAAGCCUCCGCCAGGCCCGCCGCUGUUCGAUUACGAAUACUUCCUUCCCGAAACCGCAGAAGCUGCAAGGAAUGUUCGGCGAAAGCUGGACGUCAAUGACCCAGAGAAGGACAGUCCGGCCUUAUACACGGACGCUAGUAAGGACAGUGGCGAGCCGAUAUUCAAGUACAACCGCCUCCGAGCCUACGAAACAGCUAUGCAGUCGGGCGGUGCGGACAAGAAAUACGAAGAGCUUGCGCUCGCUCUCCACGACCCGGAGUCCGUGGAUGGUGAAACCGACGGUACUCGAAAGCUGCAAAAGGCAGCCUACUUUUAUCCGGUCCUGCAAAAGGCCCAGAUUCGCGCAAGGCGUGCAGUCAAGGUCGGCGUUGCCCCGGGAAUGAUGGACGAGGACUUGGAGGCAGACAAGGUGGAUUGCCUUGAUGUGGUCAUCAGAGAGGCAAACGAGAGCGAGAAUGCUCGCAGAGCCGAGCAUAAAGAGGAGUGUGAGCUCGGGCCUGAUGGCGGAGCGUAAUGGACUCAGACUACACACAUUGUCUGCUUGUCCUCUCAGGUUUUUCUCAGCUGACUCAUUGUCUACCAAGUGGCGUUGGGCGUAAAGUGAAAACGUAUUGCAAUUUGCUGGAUUAUGUUUUAGGAAAAGCUCGGACAGUUGGUAGAUUGAAAUCUUAGCAGUCACUCGUACUCAAUACUUUACGUCUUGUGAUAUAUUUCUCAGC